This is a messenger RNA of Anoplopoma fimbria (sablefish), 3607 nucleotides long. It is a transcript of the gene plekhg6, whose product is annotated as pleckstrin homology domain containing, family G (with RhoGef domain) member 6. Gene Ontology annotation, biological process: endothelial cell migration; Rho protein signal transduction. Gene Ontology annotation, molecular function: guanyl-nucleotide exchange factor activity. Gene Ontology annotation, cellular component: plasma membrane; endocytic vesicle; axon. The transcript has 15 exons. NCBI's taxonomy places the organism in Eukaryota, Metazoa, Chordata, Actinopteri, Perciformes, Anoplopomatidae. Bases 43 to 3252 code for a protein of 1069 amino acids. The record is from RefSeq and is a predicted model, not a curated record.
GGAGAAAGCUAAAAGAAACCAAAGAUGUCUGUGUGAAACAAAAUGGAUUCAACCAAGCCCAGCCUUUCCUCAAUGGUACCGCAUGUAAACAACGCUGGGGGAAAUGAAUCACUGAUGCGAGAACCAUCGGUGCCAUGGCGGGACAGUGUGGACGGGGAGAAGUUAAGGGACACAGAAACCAGAGAGCCAGACGUUGAUGGGACGACAGCAGCUGCAGAGACGAACCAUUACCACAGGGUGUCAGCAGACAAACACAAGUCCAAUACGUUUGGCUACCAGAGGCGGACCAAGCAGAAGGUUGUGACUGACGUAGGAACAGUGAGUAAGGGAACAUCGGCAGUUACCAAACCCAGAGCCGCACUGAGACAGGUCCUGUUCAGCCAGGGAGUAUCUGAGAAGAACCCGGCGUCUGAGGAGCGAAGUCAGCUGGAUGUGUUGAAGCAGGAUCUGGGGACUUUUGCUGUCCCGCUCAAUCUCAAGUGGAGGUGGAAGGAGGAAAGUCAGGGAACUACGCUGGAGAAGAACUGGACAGAUAUAGUGCAAUCUCAUUCAACGAUGGCUAAGAUGCAGAGACACCAACAGGAGGCGCUGUGGGAGUUUGUCCAUACCGAGCUCACUUACAUCAACAAACUAAUUAUCAUCAAAGACUUGGUUAUUGCGGCUCUUGUCAACCUGCACAAGCAUGGAUUUCUCCUGGAGGUGACCACUGAGCUGCUUUUCUCUAACCUUCCCUCCAUCCUCGCCGCACACCAGCUAUUCUGGCAGGAGGUGAUUUAUCCCAUGUUACAAGAAGUCCGGAGGACAGGCAAGCCCUUUGACCCCAUGGUGUUAGAGGCUGGUUGCCUGCAGUUCCACGAGUGCUUCUCUUCCUAUCAUCAUUACUGUUGGGAGGAGGAAAACAAUCUGGAGUUCACACGCAGGCAGAUGGAGAGCAACCCACAUUUCGUCACUUAUGUUCAGUGGGUGGAGACUCACCCUCAGUGUGAGCGGAUGCGGCUCGGGGACAUGCAAGCCAAACCCCAUCAGAGGAUCACAAAGUAUCCUCUGCUGCUCAAGGCCGUGCUGAAAACCACCCAGGAACUUCACGUGCAGCACACACUCAGAGGCAUGUUAUCCAGUGUUAACAGUUUUUUGGAGAGCAUCAAUGACCACCUGAAGCUAAAAGAUGAGAAACUCGCUCUCAAUAUUUCUGCUCAGAGGGUGGAGGGAUACGAGGUGGAGGGCAUAAAUGAAGAUAUUGACAAGCAUGUCCGAGAGAUUUGUCAGUUUGACCUAACAUGCCCCAUCAGAGGAGUAGGUCCUGAAGUCGUACGCAAGCUUCUGCUGGAGGAGAACUUGAAGAUUCGGGAGAGAAAAGACAACAAGCUCGAGGUGGUGGCUCUCCUUUUCUCAGAUGUUCUUCUAAUGACCAAAGUCCAGAAGAAAGGAGAGCGGCUGAAGGUAGUUCGACCUCCUCUGGCCCUUGACAGAACUUUUUGCAUAGCACUGAAAGAUGGCUGUUCAUUUGUUCUUGUGGAAGUAGGUGAGCUUCGGAGUGCCAUGAAUGUCUACAUAUUUGCAGCCAGUACCUCAGAGAGCUGCUCCACAUGGGUCUCCACCAUCCACCAGGCAAAGGAAACACUGUGGAACCAGAGACAGACUGAGGGUAACAGACAACAGGAAAAUUGGAGAAUCCAGCAGCUGGAGGCCAAACCUGUGACAGAAGCCAAGACAGAUGAUAUGGAGACAGAAGAACAACCUUUAAUGGAAUCAAGACGAGAGACCUUUGCAGAUGAACUUACUGAGGAAAUUAUCCCACAAUCAAUAAAUGGAAUGUUGGCGCCUAAAGAAGCAGAGGAACUGUAUCAACCUCCAGAAGGUGUGGCCACGGACAAUCCUGUUUCAUCUUUUUGGCACUCCCAGCCCAAUGUCAAUAACAGUAAACUAGUGCAUAAGGGAUCUGCUGGUUGGCAACAAGCAGUAAACAGAUAUGAAUGGAUAGAAAUGGGAGUAAGACGAGAAGAAACCAGAAUCCACAGAGAGAAAGAAGAGAAAAGGGAGCAAAGACUGUGGAACCACAGAGUACAGUCUGCCCCUAAUCUGGAUAAUUUCAGUCAUGGUAUUGCAGCUGAUCCAUUACGAUACAAUACUACUGGAUCGCAUGCUGUCUUAUAUCCAGAUGUUGACUAUCCAAUGGAGGAAGAAAGUAAUAUACACCUUCCUGACCAACCAUCAAUAUUCAGGGAGGAGCCUGAAUUCUUAGGACAAGCACGAGAGGCAGGGUUAUCAACAAAUAGGGACUCAGAUUCCCAGUCUGUGAACCAGGACUCUAGGAGCAAUUCUGACUACAGCCAGUCUGGAGACACGGAGACAUCUUCAGAGGCUUGGGGCUGCUCAAAGGAUUUAAAGUCACCUGGUUUACGCAGGAGGAGGCCAAUCAAUACCCAUCAGGGCCCCUCCUCUCAGAAGUCUAAUCAGUUCAUCCAGGGCUCAGGACAGAAAAAAAGCUUCUCUUUCUCCAACUUAAAUACCCAACAGAAAAGAAACUCUCAUCCACCUGGCUCAGAGUCACACCGGGUGCUAAAGCUGGGCUCCCUGAAGCAGAACCAAGGGAUGUUUUUAAGAAUUCAUGAUCGAGUCUCUCCAGACCCCCAAACAUGGUCUGAAUCUGAGCUUCCUGAUCUAAACGUCCAUAACAGAGUGAAAACCCGAAGGAGUGCCUCUAUUCCUAACAUCAUCAUUGAAGGAGGGCAUAGACUUGGCCUGCACACUAGUAGUCUGUACACGUUACCCCAAGCUGAGGAUGCACCUUUGCCAAAACCAAAUGGACACCACUCGGCUCUGGAGGGUCUUCUGACAAGAGCCAAAAAGAGGGAUGGAUUAAAAAGAGACAGAAAUGUGAAAACGGCCAAUUUGAGGUCAAGGAAUCCUCCUUCCCCCUCGUUUUCCACCACACCAUCACCAUCGCCCAGUGAUGGAGACAGGGACACAGAGUGGGAGGAGGUGGAGCUGAUAAGACACAGAGCCCUCACAGUGAGUAAAGGAUGGAAGGAGCAGCUGGUGGACGGAGAUGAAGAUGACAAGAAGCAAAGUUUUAUCUUUACAGACGGAGUAAAUGUAGACUGGUCAGGUUGGUGCUUUGAUGAUGAUGAAGUUAUGGAUCAUUUACUCCCUGGAGACGAAGGGUUUCUGGAGAGCUUCAGCCGAUCUUUGGCCUCCUGGGAUAUCGUCGGAAGUUCAGAGCAAGAUGACGGGGAGUACAGUCAAGUGUAGCUCUGAAGCUACACAUCAGAGUCCUGCACUCAGUGAGUGGCUCCAAAACGAUACUGCCAACCAACAAGCAACUAUAAUGCAAAAUUUUAAAUUCAGUCCGUGACUGUGAAUUACAGAGGCCAAAUUAACAAGGACGGUAGCCUUUUUUUUUGUUUAAUGAAAAGAUCAAGCAGUUAAGCAAAAUUCUAGUUUUCCAUUGUGACAAAUGUCUUCAGUAUGAAUUUUUGGCCAAUAAUGAUUCUGUAAAUAAUGCAAAAGUAAUAAGUAUAUAUUUUUUAAAUAAUAAAUAAACAUGUGGUUAAACUUUUAUGUAAAUAGGAUGAAAUAGUCUUUUUAUAAAUUACUGUAUACAACA